Messenger RNA from Oreochromis aureus, 1391 nucleotides. RefSeq names its product thymidylate synthetase (gene tyms). Gene Ontology annotation, cellular component: cytosol; mitochondrion. The transcript has 7 exons. NCBI's taxonomy places the organism in Eukaryota, Metazoa, Chordata, Actinopteri, Cichliformes, Cichlidae. Gene Ontology annotation, molecular function: thymidylate synthase activity. Gene Ontology annotation, biological process: dTMP biosynthetic process. Bases 187 to 1164 code for a protein of 325 amino acids. The record is from RefSeq and is a predicted model, not a curated record.
UUGUUGCACAUGCGGAAGAGUUCCAUAUAAGAAAAAUCUUCUCCUUCCCUGAUUGGCUGUUCUGGCUACAGCGAUAGAACAGCCAAUCAGAGGAGGAGUUUGACUGGGAGCAACAAAAUGCAAAGUGAGCGGGAAUUCUUCAGUUGAGUCUGAGGCUGGAAACACUGAAACGUUUUAUUUACAAAAAUGCCCGCAACUUCUGAAAUACACGCCGGGGAGCUGCCGAAGCAGGACAGCUGUGAGAAAGAGGAAAAGCAGCGGCUGACGACGGCGGCCGAGAAGCAGAAAAACUCUGGAUUUUUCUGUGAUGAACAAGGAUAUCUGAGUCUGGUGGAGCACAUCUUGGAGAACGGCCGCUUAAAGGGGGACCGAACCAACACUGGAGUCCUGUCCUUGUUCGGCGCUCAAGUCAGAUACAGCCUGAGAGACCAGUUUCCUCUGUUGACAACAAAGAGAGUGUUCUGGAGAGGGAUCCUUGAGGAGCUGCUGUGGUUCAUCAGGGGAUCAACAAAUUCCAAGGAGCUGUCAGAAAAAGGAGUGAAGAUCUGGGAUGCCAACGGGUCUCGGGACUUCCUGGACAACCUUGGGUUCACUGAUAGAGAGGAGGGUGACCUAGGACCUGUGUAUGGUUUCCAGUGGAGGCACUUUGGUGCAGAAUACACAGACAUGCAUGCAGAUUACACAGGACAAGGUGUUGACCAGCUGCAGAAAGUCAUUGACACCAUCAAAACGAAUCCAGAGGACCGGCGCAUUAUCAUGUGUGCCUGGAACCCCAAAGACCUUCCUAGGAUGGCGCUGCCCCCCUGCCACGCACUCUGCCAGUUCUAUGUGUGCGACGGCGAGCUGUCGUGUCAGCUGUACCAGCGCUCAGCUGAUAUGGGAUUAGGGGUGCCUUUCAACAUCGCCAGCUAUUCACUUCUUACCUACAUGAUUGCACACAUUACAGGACUCAAGCCGGGCGACUUUGUUCACACCCUGGGAGAUGCUCAUGUUUACCUCAACCAUACUGAACCUCUCAAAGAGCAGCUUCAGCGAGAGAUCCGACCCUUCCCCAAACUGAGGAUCCUGAGAAAAGUGGAGAAAAUCGAUGAUUUCCGCACGGAGGACUUUGAGAUCUACGACUACAACCCACAUCCCACAAUCAAAAUGAAGAUGGCUGUUUAAACUCAAGUCACAAUGUUGUUAUGAAUGAACAGUAUGCUCUCCACUGUAAUGUAUGCCUGCUUCACUCAUGCUAAAAGUUCAGUUUUUUUUCUGUCUGAUUUGGGUGAACUCUGUUUUAAGCCUUAAGCACUUCAAAGUGUUUUUUUCUCUCUUCAAGUUCUUUGUUUUGUGUUUUAAAUGAUUAUCUAAGUCUGUAAAUAAAGAUGUUAACUUAGUCAGCUUGAGCA